Ilex paraguariensis (yerba mate) is the source of this 741-nucleotide messenger RNA. The record is from the annotation of a GenBank genome assembly. NCBI's taxonomy places the organism in Eukaryota, Viridiplantae, Streptophyta, Magnoliopsida, Aquifoliales, Aquifoliaceae.
AUGGCAACAAAAGUGCCGAGGAUCAAAUUGGGUAAACAAGGUCUUGAGGUGUCAGCUCAGGGACUAGGUUGCAUGGGCAUGUCCGCUUUCUACGGCCCUCCCAAGCCCGAUGCCGACAUGAUCAAACUCAUCCACCAUGCCGUCGACAGUGGUAUCACCUUCCUUGACACCUCCGACAUAUAUGGGCCUCACACUAACGAAAUCCUUGUCGGAAAGGCUUUGAAGGGAGGGGUGAGAGAGAAAGUGGAAUUAGCGACGAAAUUUGGGAUCAGGUUCACAGACGGGAACAGAGAUAUUUGUGGUGAUCCGGCAUAUGUGCGGGCUGCUUGUGAGGCCAGCUUGAAGCGGCUUGACAUCGAUUGCAUUGACUUGUAUUACCAGCAUCGCAUUGACACUCGAUUGCCCAUUGAAGUUACGAUGGGAGAACUCAAGAAACUUGUUGAAGAGGGGAAAAUAAAAUACAUAGGUCUAUCUGAGGCCUCAGCCUCUACCAUUAGAAGAGCACAUGCUCAUCACCCAAUAACAGCUGUUCAGCUGGAGUGGUCUUUGUGGUCAAGAGACGUGGAGGAAGAAAUUAUUCCUACUUGCAGGGAGCUUGGAAUUGGGAUUGUUGCAUACAGUCCUCUGGGACGCGGAUUCUUCUCGUCGGGCCCAAAGCUAUUGGAUAGCUUGUCAAAUGAGGACUUCCGGAAGGUUAGUCCUAUAUACCACAAGUCUCUUGAUUUCAGAAUAAUAACAUAG